AUGACCACUUUUCAACCUGUAAAUACCAAUCUUGCGCCGGAUUCACACGGGCGCAAUGGAGAGGAAAUGACUCCAACGACACCUCGACCAAAUACUGCACCAAGUAUACAGCCACCCCCAUUGCACCGAGAUGAUGCAACAACACCAACAAGAGCCAACUUUGGUGCUCUAGCAAGCCAGAGACCUCUUCCGACAGCCCCUUUCCCUGCCGCCAUCAAUGUUCCUGCGAAUGACCAAUCUGCGAACCAAAUUCCACAUCGUGGUGACUCUCGUCACUCUGCACAGUCUAAAGAAUCAGAAGAUGUUGAAAUGGGCGACUCGGACGACGGAGAAGAGGGGUCGGAUGAUGAGAGCGUAAAUGCAGAUGGCACCAAGACAAAGAAGAAGAAAUCCCAAAGGUUCUUCUGCACAGACUUUCCACCCUGUGGCCUCAGUUUCACCCGUAGUGAGCAUCUUGCAAGACAUAUCAGAAAACACACUGGUGAACGCCCGUUUCAAUGCCACUGCUCACGAAGAUUCUCUCGACUCGACAAUCUACGACAACAUGCACAAACUGUUCACUUGAACGAGGAGAUCCCCCAAGACUCCUUAGCUGCGACUGGCACAAGGUUCCAGCGCCAAGUCAGAACAGAAAAAAUCAGGGCGCCGGGCAGAGCGAGAGCCUCUACAGCAAGUAGUCAGUCAAGCCAAGGUAGGGGCCAUCAUCGAAAUUCCUUAUCGGCAUCUAGCAUUCAGAGUAUGGGUUCUGUCUCUUCUGCGUAUAGCCAAGGGGGAGAUGUCAGACGACGCCCACCACCUUUAAGUAUCGCCAGCGAUCGUGCAAGAUAUUCACAAGAAAUUUAUCGAGCCGAUAGCCCGUCGAGUCAAUUUGGAGGAUAUCGUCCCAAUUCACCAGGCGGCUUUAGUACUCCAACUUCAGCUACAUUUUCAACUGGCAACAACAGUCCUCGCUGGGGAUCCGGUAUGCAAUCGCCAAUCUCUUCUCACUCCAGGACAGCCAGUCUGUAUGCUGAGCAUCGAACUCCGGGCCGGAGAUUGUCUGUACCAUCUGCAAAUCCGUUUACAUCUCCACAUGGAAACUCCCCCUUCGGUCCGAGCCUCCUAACACCUAUAAAUUCGUCGAAUAUGGGCUCGUUCUCCCCCUCGAGUAGUAUGAUUGCUAGCCCCACUACCUCGACUAGUGGAUCAAUAUUCUCAGGACGUCGGGAGUCAAUCAAUGCAGCAGAUGAUUUCAGACGUAGAACAUGGCACCCAGACGUUACCUCUUCAGGAUAUACGCAGAGCAGGCUGCAAGUUGUCACAACACCAAAUUACUAUUCACAUGGACCCCCGCCUCAGCCUACGUCGAUCGUUCCAAGUAAUGCACCACCAUUGCAAUCGAUGCGGCUCCCUGGUAUUGAGAGUUUUGAUCCUAUUCGAAGACCAACCACCCCUCCCAAACGUCAACCAAGUCCAAUGAUGGUUGACACCCCAAGCCGAGUUCUUCCCCAAACUUCUGAGCAAUACCAUGGCGAACGGCGAAACAGCCAGCACUGGGAUAUGGGCAUCAAUCGUAAUCUUAAUAGACUUGACAUCGCACAGGGCACGCCGCCAACCGAUGCCGCUAGUUCCUGGGCUUCGGAAGCGAACAGAGCAGUUCAAGCACAAGCUGAGCAAACUCGCACUCAACCAGUUGUACGUUUCGAGGAGUCUCCAUAUUCCGCAAGGGCGCAGGCGAAUGGAAGUUGGCACCAUCAUACUGUCAGUGCGCCGCCCAUCACACCAAAAGAGUCAAAGCGGCAAGCUUGGUACCACGGUCCUGUACCAUCCCAACAUACCGCACCGGUUCAACGAACAUCGCCUGUCGAUUCCAGCGGUUCCGAAGGGGGGGUUCCUGGAACUCCACUAAGUUCCAAUACCGGGGAACUCAACCCGGGAAUUGUUCACUCCAGUGGCUGGGUCGAGAAUCGUCAUGGCAAUGGUGUUGUCCCAGUUCCACAAAACCGAGUAGUCCCAUCGAAUGGAUAUGCUGGUUAUCCUUCCCACAACGGUGUUGAAGGGGCAUAUACGUAUGCACCUGGCUCUCAACCGAGACAAGUGCAACAACACCAUAUCCCCAAAACUACCGACAGCAACAUGCUAAGGCUAGAAGCUUUGGUAGCAGUAGCUACCAGCGAGGGGAAUGUGGCAGCCACUAGUUAUUAG
This is a messenger RNA of Lachnellula hyalina, 2184 nucleotides long. RefSeq names its product C2H2 finger domain transcription factor (gene dvrA). Gene Ontology annotation, molecular function: DNA-binding transcription factor activity, RNA polymerase II-specific; RNA polymerase II cis-regulatory region sequence-specific DNA binding. Lineage: Eukaryota; Fungi; Ascomycota; Leotiomycetes; Helotiales; Lachnaceae. Gene Ontology annotation, biological process: regulation of transcription by RNA polymerase II. The transcript is spliced from 2 exons. The record is from RefSeq and is a predicted model, not a curated record. The coding region runs from base 1 to 2184 and encodes 727 amino acids.